AAACAGUAUGCGUAACUUGAUCGUGAUACAGGUGUUAAAAUUUUCACAAUUUCUUGAAUAAAACUACAUAUUUCCAAUAAAAAAAUAGUGAAGAGCACAAAAGACAAAACAGUUUAUUGAAAUAAUGUAAAAUCUUAUAAGUGGAUUAUGGAUUUGGAUUGAAAUUGAGUUUUUAUUAAAGUGGCAGAAAUUUUCACUUUGCGAAAGAAUGUAUGUGUGUGCCUUUUAGUCACAGAGGUGAUUAAAGUAGUAGCAGUUUCUGUUUUUUUUCUUAACCACAAAUACCAAUGUUUUUGUAUUUGCAAUCCAAAGUACCGCUAUAAACAGAGAGCAAACUAAAAACAUAAACAAAUUUGCGAACCGACCACAUUGGGUGGGAGUGGGACUUAAAUUGGAAUAAACAAAACGAAAAUAUAUAUAAAUUGUGGCAAAAUGUAUGGUGAAUGGGUUUCUCUAUCGGCCCAAAUAGCUGCAAAUAGCUGUGGGGCUCAAAGUCACAGUGUUCUAAACAAAUUUCCAGCCAGCUCAGCUCGUGAGGUGACUGCGUCAGUGGUCAAACAGUUGGCCACAAACUUAGGAAUUACUCAGAAUGCAGAGCCGAGUCAUUUGGUCAAAGAUGAAGAGGUUAACUGGUGUAUGGAUGUGAUUUGUUUUGGUCUCUCAUUGCCUCUGCAGGAGCAUGAGACUAUCAAGGAUUGUGUCAAUGUGUAUUGCGAAUGGAUGACUGCAUUGCAUCCUCAAGCGAAAAUAAGUGUUCCCAAGCCCAUAUGUGAAGAUGCCAACAUGUAUUGCCGCAAAAUCAUAAACCACUUUCAUAAUUUGUUUGUGCCACGUAAUGGAGAAAUCUUACCAUUUAUAUAUCACAAAGAGCUUGGCAUUGACACUAUAAAUCGGCAGGCGGUAUUAUGUCAUCGUGUUCUAAGGACCCUGCAACAGACCGCACAAAUAUCCCAAACAAUUGAUAGGGAGACCUGGGAGUCUUUGUUGUUAUUUCUUUUGGCUAUAAAUGAAAUUUUACUAGCACCACCUACAAUCAAAGAUGAUGUAGGCGAUCAAUUGUGUGAGAGAGUCUUACAAGUGCUUUUCGAAGUUUGGCUGCUGUCAUGCGUGCGUUGUUUUCCCUCACCCUCACUAUGGAAGACAUUGCAAGAAUCAUGUGCUAUGUGGAGGCAUCGCGUGGCUUUGGUGGAUCAAUGGAAUCGUGUAAGCUUGGCGCUAACAGCACGUCUAUUGGAGUUUACAUAUGGUUCAGCUUUUCCAGAAUUGAAAAUUUCUGACGAAGAUGCCCAACUUAUACCAGCCGGCAUGACAAACGAUUGCGUUGCCCAGACUUGGUAUAGGUUUUUGCGUACCAUUGGUAAUCCAACUGCUUUAUGUUCACCCCAUAUUAUAAGCAAAUCAUCACACUUUGUGCAAUGGGCUUUGAUACAUGACAAAGGCACUGAAACAUAUCAACAUCCUUGCCUUCAGGCUCUUCCUUUGAUUUUCCUAAAGGCCAUAAAGGGUAUAUCAAAUCAAGUAGAUGCUUUCUUGGGCAUUUAUGUAGCACCUCAGCGCUCAGCCGAAGAUGGUAUAACUAAUUUGAUGGAUAUACGAUUUGCCUUAAAUGAAGCUACAAUGAGCAAUACUGGCACGGGUAAUCCAUCGCAUCAUCAUCAUCAUAGUUUCUUUCAUCAUCAUGGCAGUAUUAGUAUACACUUAAACAGUAGUAAUGCAGCAAACAGCCAACAACAGACAACAUCGAAUAGUUUGGCAAUGGCUCAACAGCCGCAUCAUCAGCAUCAGCAACAACAACAACAACAACAUACACAAUCCCAUUUACAUAGUUUCAUAAGUGGAUCAGCUAGUUCAGCCCUAAAUGCUCUAAUGGGUCAUCAUCAUCAUCACAAUCAUCAUCAUAAUACUGUUACGGCCAGCAGCAGCAGCAGCAAUGUACCACCUCUGACAUUGGGAACAGCCAUGGCCAAUGCAAUGCAAGCUAAUACCUCAACGCCGGCUAGCGGCAGUCAAUCGGCUGGAGUUUUGGGCUCAAUAUCAUUUGGUUUGCCCUCUGCUAGUGCCAGUGGUGGUGGUGGUCAAGAUCAACAACAGCUGCAUCAGUACCAGCAGAAUUUACCGCAUUCACCAACGCCACCAUUGCAAAGGCGUUUGGCUAAAAGUUUUAGUGUAGCCCCCAAUUUGACACAACAAAAGGGCUUAAGCAAAUCCUCUCUCAUUGGCUUAACUACAUCAAGAUCUUCAACAAGCGCAGCACCAGCACCACUAACUCCCACCUCUGGACCACCAUCCAGCAGUAGUUUAAACUCCAUGCCAUCUUUGGGCUCAGAACACAGACCACCAUUGGCAGCGGCAAGGCCCAAGUGUAAUAGCAUUUUACAUCUGUUUGGCGAAUGGUUAUUUGAGGCUGCCCAUAUAGGGGGUGAUGCCUGGCUAAUGAAUACAAAAAAACAAGCUUCAGAGGCCAGUAAAAGGCCCUCCUCGAUGAUUAUGGAGAAUCGUAAGGGUAGCAUAUCCUUAUCGCAGCCAAAUUCUUUAAAUGAUCCCUCGAGUUUGCCACCCACCUUGACCAUUGACAAAUAUGAGUCUGGUCGAGCUGAAGCCAUUGGCACUUUGUGCAAAAUUUUUUGUGCCAAAAAGACCGGCGAGGAAAUUCUACCAGUGUAUUUGGCUCGAUUUUAUAUGGCUCUGCAGCAGUGCCUGAAAAUUACCGAAUCCAAAGAGUGUGAUGAAACCCUGGCCAGUAUUUUGCUAAAUUCUGCAGAUCUAUUUCGUUUGGACUUGGAUGGCAUACAUGUUUUGUUGCCCUCCUUCAUUGCGGCCUUGGAAAUUGUUUUACCCGCCAAAGAUCUGAAGAUAAAAACACAAGCUAUGCAAUUUAAUAAAACCGAACUGAGGCGUUCGGCCAUACAGAUAUUGCUCUCGAUUUUAACUUUACCUUUGCAUUUUCAAACUCUGCCCAUUAGAGAUUUAACCAAUGAAACAUCGGAAAAAAUUGUCACAUUCAUACAGUUGAAGCCACGCUUAAUCAAUAUUCUAAUGAAUGCCUUGCAAGUGGAAACCGAUGCCCAAAACACUCACAUGUUAUUGGGUGGACUCUUGUUAACCGUUCAAGAUGCAGUUACUUUUGAAGAUAGCGAAUCACUGGCUACAGAACAUCAUAAUAUACAUGGUGGUUCUCCCUCCCCAGGCCAUCAUGGUAAUUCCGAAUCGAAUAUAUUGAGUUCAGCUUGUUCGGAACGAUCAGCUUCCAUAGCAAGUGUUGGCAAUUCUAGUCUAGGUGCCCACAGUAAUGUCACCAUUGGCAAUUCCGUUGCGGCUGGUUCAACAGCGGCCGAUUCAUAUCAUGGUUCAGGCACACUCAAUGCUCGUGAUAGUGCAUCUCAGCAUGAUUAUCCCAGUUUAACGUUUUUCGACGAUUUGCCAUUGGAAGCAUUACAUGAAUAUGAAACAGCCACGGGUUAUGAUAAUGCCCAUGCCUUGUUCGUCCAUGCCACAUACUUGGUAUGUCAUCGCUUGAUUUCUUCGUGGAGAACGGACUUGAACGUUUCCUUGGCUGCCUUGGAAUUGCUUUCGGGUCUGGCUCGUCUUUUUAUACGUGAUACCGCUCGGAAAUUUACUAACGAAACUUUAGUUAAAAUUGAAGAACCAAGUCAAAAUCUUACGAUAAUUUCCACAGACGCCUUGGAAUGCAAGCGAGCCGUUAAAUGGAUUUGCGAUUAUAUAUGCUAUCAGUGUUCGAGACCGCCACAGGCCCAUAGCAAGGAUCUGCACAGCACUAUUGUGGCCGCAUUCCAAUGCACAUCGGCCUGGUUGAUGCAACAUCCCUACUUGUUGCAGGAUAAGGAUUGCUUGCAAACCGUAUUAGAGGUGGUUGAAUUGGGUAUAUCCGGCACCAAGAGUAUUGGCAAAUCCGGUGAUAUACCAAAGUUUAAAGAUGAAAAGGAAUUGAAACCAGCUUCUAUGCGUGUUCGUGAUGCUGCUGAGGCUUUGUUGACAAUCAUUCUGGAACAAGUUGGUUAUUUUCCCAGUGAAUGCGGUCCCGAGUCAAUAUCAUCGCUAUUGGAUGAGGUCGCUUUGAUGAAGCAUUGCAAUUCAUUGGACGCCACAAAUGGUUCUUCAAUUUCAACUGAACAUGCCAUAUCGAAGUUUAAAUAUUUCGUUACGGAAAACUCAACGAUAUUGGCUUUGUUGGAGGAGCCCUUGGGCAAUGAUCAGGAUCCGCAGCCAACUGUAACAUUGUUAAUACGCGGUCCAUUUGGUCGUCAUGCUUGGACCAUGCAAUUGAGGCAUUUACCACGAAGUAAGUCUGGCACAAAAUAUCACGCUGUCAACCCUGGACGUCCCAUACCAAUGAACGAGGUACCCCAGCGUAUAGAGUUCGAUCAGAAACAUUUCCCCGAAGGUGUUGAAAAGGUUACACCAUGUGUUGCUGAUUUCUCCAUACCGACAUUCGAACAGAUACGCGAACAAUAUGGCACGGAAAGUAUUAAACAAUUGGAGACCAUGUUGGAAAAUCAAACUAUACACGAAAAGUUAGCAUGGGCUGAGACUGAUAAUAGUUCGGAUUCUCUAUCACAUGCCCAGGAGAGUGUACCACCCACAGUGUGUCAUGAAUUUCAAGCGGCACGUUUAUUUUUAUCACAUUUUGGUUUUCUCACAUUCGAAGAGAGAAAUCCCAACAGUCCUGCUGAGAGUUUAGGUUCUCCCCCCCAGAGGCCUUUGAUUGUCUUGGAUACCAAGAGAACGAAUUUUGCCGCAGAACUGAACUCUUUGGAUAAGUUAAGUGCCCGUACCUAUGAUACUGUGCAUGUUUUUUAUGUUAAAGCUGGACAAUCUACGGCUGAGGAGAUUGUGGGCAAUAUGAAUGAGGAGAAUUUGCGCACAUUGGAUCCACAUUUUGGCAAUAUGUUGAUGACUUUGGGCUGGCCUGUUAACAUAAAGGAACAUUCUGGUUGGUCCGGUCUGGUUAGUACUUCUUGGUUCUUAAAAUCCAACACAACGAAAACGGAAGACAAAACUCAUAAUCACCAAUUACCGAGCGAUAUGAGAUUUAAUGGAGAAAGCAAAGUUUUGUAUUGGGCUGAUGUUUCAUCGGAAAUUGCCUUUGUGGUGCCAACUGAAUGGAAUUUACAUUCGGACAUUGAUGGUUGCUGUCAUUCCUCCAGCGGUGAUUCGGCAAAUGUUUGGUCUAGGACAUCUGUGGAUGUCACCAACUUAAAUGAGGCAAAUAAAAACUCUACACAACGCUCGCGAAAUCUUUCUUUGGAAUUGGAUAAAAACAAGGAUCCCAUACCUCCCACCCGGCGUAAGGCAAAUGCCAUGAAACCGGCAUUGCUGUCGCAGCCACCAGCUAAAAUUUUCUUGGUGUGGUUAGAAUCAUUUGAGGAUCUAUUGAGUUUCCCUAUAGAGGAAUUGCUACCCUAUACUAAGACAGGAGAGGAGGCCAAUAUAUUACAACUUCCCAGAGCUGCAGAUGUUCAUGUGAUUUUCAUACACGCUCUGCAAUCAGGCUUGCUUAGGGUUAAAUUGCAGGGUCCACCAGGACGCAUGAGCUUCGCCACACCCCUGGUCGAUGGCAUGGUGCUGAGUAGAAGGGUCGUUGGCAAUCUUGUGCGACAAACCGCUCAUAAUAUGGCCAAGAGAAGGCGUCUGGACAAUGAUAACUUCCAACCUCCUCAUGUAAGACGCCGCUUAAAGGUCCAAGAUAUUGUUCAAAAAUACAAAAUGGAUUUAUCAGAGCCCGAAUUGUUGGCUCAUUUAUUUAAGUCUUCAUUUUGAAUGCAGUAUUCACACUUUAUACAUCCCCUUAUAUAAUCCUAAUAUUAACUAUUUAUUUAUUUUUUUUUUAAUUAACAACAUAUACACAAGCAUAUACUUUUAAAGUAUACUUACAUAGAGAUAAUUUUAUUAAUAUAUAUUUUCCUUGGUUUUGUGGAUCAUUGUUGUCUCUCUACUAUGAUAGUCUGAUAAGUACAUUUGUUAUAAAUACUCCAAUACUAAUUUUAGUAUUAAU
Messenger RNA from Stomoxys calcitrans (stable fly), 6013 nucleotides. RefSeq names its product ral GTPase-activating protein subunit beta. The transcript is spliced from 18 exons. The record is from RefSeq and is a predicted model, not a curated record. The coding region runs from base 433 to 5778 and encodes 1781 amino acids. Lineage: Eukaryota; Metazoa; Arthropoda; Insecta; Diptera; Muscidae. Gene Ontology annotation, biological process: activation of GTPase activity; regulation of small GTPase mediated signal transduction. Gene Ontology annotation, molecular function: GTPase activator activity.